This is a messenger RNA of Mya arenaria, 1641 nucleotides long. RefSeq lists its product as uncharacterized. The record is from RefSeq and is a predicted model, not a curated record. The coding region runs from base 11 to 1384 and encodes 457 amino acids. The transcript has 4 exons. Gene Ontology annotation, cellular component: nucleus. NCBI's taxonomy places the organism in Eukaryota, Metazoa, Mollusca, Bivalvia, Myida, Myidae.
UUCCGGCAAAAUGUCAACUUGCAGAGUACACAUGUUUUUAACAUGUUCGACUAUUUUAAGGCGAGUGUCAACUGUAAGAAUACUACAAGCACAUACUUUCUUACCAGGAAUUCGACCUGCAAGCUCUUAUAACCCUGAUGAAGAUGAAAUAUUUCUCGAAGACCAGAUUGAAUCAGAACUGGGGAAUCCUGAUGUUGAAAUUGAAGACAAACAGAAAAGGAACUUAAAAAAAGAACAUCGAAUAUUUGUGAAGAACAAAAUAAUUCAGUCCAAGUUUAAGAAGAUGUACAGAGGACCUCAGAUGCCCAACCUGCUCACCUGGGCAGCACGGGCUCAGAUACAAUACCUUCACGAGCAGGACCCAAUAUAUUGGACUCCCGAGAUGUUGGCCGACAGCUUCCCUACUACGCCUGAUGUCAUCAGAUAUAUCAUCAAAAAGAAGAAGCUUCCAAAUGAUGAGUAUGACAUUUACCGGCAUGAUCGUGCGGUGUUCCGCAACUGGCAGAAGCUGAAGGAGGCUGCCACUGUGGAGGGAGGGCCUAUAGACCCAGCUUACAGGUUAUUGGUAGAGGGAGAGAAGUUGGGUUUAAUGGUGAAUGCAGCCGGAGCCCGCUCACUGCCCAUGCCUGAUAUGAAAUUGGCUCUCCAAACGAAACAUGACAUCGCAGAGCAGCGCAAGCCCAAGGUCCCACCCAUAUUUAGCUCAUUACUUGAGAGCCCGAAGAAGACAAAAGGGCUUGGAGUGAGAGAUGCUAACUCGAAUAAAAAUGAGACUGGUCAAGAAAAUAUGAAACAAUUCACUUUUGAAGAUCCAAAGUCGUUAGAGUUGUUAGAGACUUUAAGUGAGAUUUAUCAGCAGGCCACAGGAACAAACGUUCAAGAUACAAAUAGCAGCCCAAUAAGGGAUAAGCAGCCUUUGAUUGGUACUUUAAAAUCUAUGAAAGGCAUACAUGGUGCAAAUCAUUCUUCAGACAAAGUUUCAUUUUAUGAUGGUGACGAAGUACAGCCUGUGAGUCAGUUUGAAUUCUUUGAUGAUGAAGACCUGAAAAGUGAAGAAGACAAGCUAUAUGAUGCUAAAACAUUAUCUUUUGAUAAAUCAACUUUACAGAAGAAAGAUACUAGUAAGAAAACUUCUCUCCGAUAUUCAAGUUAUUCCCAUGAGACUUCAAAAAUGGAAAAGCAGAAUACCCUAAAAUCAAGCAGAGAGAAUAAAGAUGACUUUGACGAUAGGGACGAGCUAGAGGGGCCUCCAGGGGGGGUUAAUGAGGUUCUGCAAGGGUCCCUGGAAGACAUUUUCUUAUUGGACUCUGCUGGUUCCAGCAGAAGGGCUAGGAGACUUGGCAGAAGUGGCAGUGGGAAGAAUCAAGCUAGUGAGGAAAACUGAUAUAUAUUAUGUGUAAUUUUGACUGUAAAUAUACAGCAUUAUCAGUUUCAUUAUUACUUGUGGUUUUGUUUUUGCUGUCAAUGAAAAAAGAAAGUACCAUACUCUGAAGUUAAUGUUAUUGUAUGCAAAUUCAUAUCCUUCAUCACAAAGCUACAUGCAUUGUGAAGUUUCGUUUGACGAAAUGUUUAAAGUUUCUGACAGUUGACAGCACUUGGUGUCACUUACGGUGUUAAGAUUUUAAUGAAUAUUUGAAAUUA